GGGUUCAGACAUUUCCAUCAUGGCUCAUUCAAAGACAAGGACCAAUGAUGGGAAGAUUACUUACCCUCCUGGUGUCAAGGAAAUCUCAGAUAAAAUCUCUAAAGAGGAGAUGGUGAGGCGCUUAAAGAUGGUUGUAAAAACUUUCAUGGACAUGGAUCAGGACUCUGAAGAAGAAAAGGAACUUUACCUGAACCUAGCUUUACAUCUUGCUUCUGACUUUUUCCUCAAGCACCCUGAUAAAGAUGUUCGUUUACUGGUAGCUUGCUGCCUUGCUGAUAUUUUCAGGAUUUAUGCUCCCGAGGCUCCUUACACAUCUCCUGAUAAACUAAAGGAUAUAUUUAUGUUUAUAACAAGACAAUUAAAGGGACUAGAAGAUACAAAGAGCCCUCAAUUCAAUAGGUAUUUUUAUUUACUUGAGAAUAUUGCAUGGGUUAAAUCAUAUAACAUAUGCUUUGAGUUAGAAGAUAGCAAUGAAAUCUUUACUCAACUAUACAGAACAUUAUUCUCAGUUAUAAACAAUGGCCACAACCAGAAAGUGCAUAUGCAUAUGGUGGACCUUAUGAGCUCUAUCAUUUGUGAAGGCGACACAGUGUCUCAGGAGCUCUUAGAUACGGUUUUGGUAAAUCUGGUACCUGCCCAUAAGACCUUAAACAAGCAAGCAUAUGACUUGGCAAAGGCUUUGCUGAAGAGGACUGCUCAAGCUAUUGAACCAUAUAUUACAAAUUUUUUUAACCAGGUUCUGAUGCUUGGGAAAACAUCUAUCAGUGAUUUGUCUGAGCAUGUCUUUGAUUUGAUUUUGGAACUCUACAACAUCGACAGUCACUUGCUGCUCUCUGUUCUACCCCAGCUUGAGUUUAAAUUAAAGAGCAAUGAUAAUGAAGAACGUCUCCAGGUUGUUAAACUACUGGCAAAAAUGUUUGGGGCAAAGGAUUCAGAGCUGGCUUCGCAAAAUAAACCACUCUGGCAGUGCUACUUGGGCAGGUUUAAUGAUAUCCAUGUACCAAUACGCCUGGAGUGUGUGAAAUUUGCUAGCCAUUGUCUCAUGAACCAUCCUGAUUUAGCAAAGGAUUUAACAGAGUAUCUUAAAGUGAGAUCCCAUGACCCUGAGGAAGCAAUUAGACAUGAUGUUAUUGUGUCUAUAGUAACAGCUGCUAAAAAGGAUAUUCUUCUUGUCAAUGAUCACUUACUUAAUUUUGUGAGAGAGCGAACACUGGACAAACGGUGGAGAGUACGCAAAGAAGCCAUGAUGGGACUUGCCCAGAUUUAUAAGAAGUAUGCUUUACAGUCAGCAGCUGGCAAAGAUGCUGCAAAACAGAUAUCCUGGGUCAAGGACAAGCUGCUACAUAUAUACUACCAGAACAGCAUUGACGAUCGGUUACUUGUUGAACGGAUCUUUGCUCAGUACAUGGUUCCUCACAAUUUGGAAACUACAGAACGGAUGAAGUGCUUGUAUUACUUGUAUGCUACAUUGGACUUGAAUGCCGUGAAAGCAUUAAAUGAAAUGUGGAAAUGUCAAAAUUUACUCCGACACCAAGUAAAGGAUUUGCUUGAUUUAAUUAAACAACCAAAAACAGAUGCCAGUGUGAAGGCCAUAUUUUCUAAAGUGAUGGUUAUUACAAGAAAUUUGCCAGAUCCUGGUAAGGCGCAGGAUUUUAUGAAGAAAUUCACACAAGUGUUGGAAGAUGAUGAAAAAAUACGGAAACAGCUGGAAAUCCUUGUUAGUCCCACAUGCUCCUGCAAGCAAGCUGAAGGCUGUGUGCGUGAAAUAACUAAGAAGCUGGGCAACCCUAAACAGCCUACAAAUCCUUUCUUGGAGAUGAUCAAGUUUCUCUUGGAGAGGAUAGCGCCAGUACACAUAGAUACUGAGUCCAUCAGGUAUUUGUCCUUACAAAUAUCACGGUUUCUCAGUCAUGCAUUUAACAGUGCUCUUAUAAAGCAAGUGAAUAAGUCAAUAGAUGGGACAGCUGAUGAUGAAGAUGAGGGUGUUCCAACUGAUCAAGCUAUCAGGGCAGGCCUUGAGCUGCUGAAGGUACUCUCUUUUACACAUCCCAUCUCAUUUCAUUCUGCUGAAACAUUUGAAUCCCUUCUGGCUUGUCUGAAAAUGGAUGAUGAAAAGGUGGCAGAAGCUGCCCUACAGAUUUUCAAAAACACAGGGAACAAAAUUGAAGAGGAUUUCCCACACAUCAGAUCAGCUUUACUUCCUGUAUUGCAUCACAAAUCCAAAAAAGGACCACCUCGUCAGGCCAAAUAUGCCAUCCAUUGUAUUCAUGCCAUAUUUUCAAGUAAAGAGACCCAGUUUGCACAGAUAUUUGAGCCUCUGCAUAAGAGCCUAGAUCCAAGCAACCUGGAGCACCUUAUAACACCACUGGUCACUAUUGGUCAUAUUGCUCUGCUGGCACCUGAUCAGUUUGCUGCUCCUCUGAAGUCUUUGGUAGCAACUUUCAUUGUGAAGGACCUUCUCAUGAAUGACCGGCUUCCAGGAAAAAAGACAACUAAGCUUUGGGUUCCAGAUGAAGAAGUCUCUCCUGAGACAAUGGUCAAAAUUCAGGCUAUUAAAAUGAUGGUUCGAUGGCUACUUGGAAUGAAAAAUAAUCACAGUAAAUCAGGAACUUCUACCCUCAGAUUACUAACAACCAUAUUGCAUAGUGAUGGAGAUUUGACAGAACAGGGGAAAAUUAGUAAACCAGAUAUGUCUCGCCUGAGACUUGCUGCUGGGAGUGCUAUUGUGAAGCUGGCACAGGAGCCCUGUUACCAUGAGAUCAUCACGUUGGAGCAGUACCAGCUGUGUGCACUAGCCAUCAAUGAUGAGUGCUAUCAAGUCAGGCAGGUGUUUGCUCAGAAACUUCAUAAAGGACUUUCCCGAUUACGACUUCCACUUGAAUAUAUGGCCAUCUGUGCACUUUGUGCCAAAGACCCCGUGAAGGAGAGAAGAGCUCAUGCUAGACAGUGCCUGGUGAAGAAUAUCACUGUGAGGCGGGAGUACCUAAAACAACAUGCAGCUGUUAGUGAAAAAUUAUUGUCUCUUCUACCAGAGUAUGUUGUUCCAUAUACAAUUCACCUUUUGGCACAUGACCCUGAUUAUGUCAAAGUACAGGACAUUGAACAACUUAAAGAUGUGAAAGAGUGUCUUUGGUUUGUUCUGGAGAUAUUGAUGGCUAAAAAUGAAAACAACAGCCAUGCAUUUAUCAGAAAGAUGGUAGAAAAUAUUAAACAGACAAAAGAUGCUCAAGGACCAGAUGAUACGAAAAUGAAUGAAAAACUGUACACUGUGUGUGAUGUUGCCAUGAACAUCAUCAUGUCGAAGAGCACCACAUACAGUUUGGAGUCUCCUAAAGACCCAGUGUUACCAGCUCGGUUUUUCACCCAGCCUGACAAGAAUUUCAGUAACACCAAAAAUUACCUGCCUCCAGAAAUGAAAUCGUUUUUUACUCCUGGAAAACCUAAAACAGCCAAUGUUCUAGGAGCAGUUAAUAAGCCACUUUCAUCAGCAGGCAAACAAUCUCAGAGCAAAUCAUCAAGAAUGGAAACUGUGAGCAAUGCAAGCAGUAGCUCAAAUCCCAGCUCUCCUGGAAGAAUAAAAGGGAGGCUUGAUAGCUCUGAAAUGGAUCACAGUGAAAAUGAAGAUUACACAAUGUCUUCACCUUUGCCAGGCAAAAAAAGUGACAAGAGAGACGACUCUGAUCUUGUAAGGUCUGAGUUGGAGAAGCCUAGAAGUCGGAAAAAAGCACCUGUAGCAGACCCAGAAGAGAAAUUAGGUAUGGAUGACCUGACUAAGUUGGUACAGGAACAGAAACCUAAAGGCAGUCAGCGUGGUCGGAAAAGAGGCCGUAUAGCUUCAGAAUCAGAUGAGCAGCAGUGGCCUGAGGAAAAAAGGCACAAAGAGGAGCUCCUUGAAAAUGAGGAUGAACAGAACAGCCCACCCAAAAAGGGCAAAAGAGGCAGGCCGCCAAAACCGCUUGGUGGAGGGACAUCGAAGGAAGAGCCAACAAUGAAAACAUCCAAAAAAGGAAGCAAGAAAAAACCUGUACCUUCUGUAGUAGAUGAUGAUGAUGAAGAAGAAAGACAAAUUGGAAACACAGAACAAAAGUCAAAAAGCAAACAGCACCGGUCAUCAAAGAGAGCACAACAGAGCAGAGCAGAAUCUCCUGAAAGUAGUGCAGUUGAAUCCACACAGUCCACACCACAGAAAGGACGAGGAAGACCAUCAAAAACGCCAUCACCAUCACAAUCCAAAAAAAAUGUCCGUGUAGGACGCUCCAAACAGACAGCUACUAAAGAAAAUGAUUCGAGUGAAGAAAUGGAUGUGCUUCAGGCCAGCUCUCCUAUCAGUGAUGACACUGCACAGGAAGGAGCAGAAGAGGAGGACAUUUCUGCAGGAAAUGUACGACGGAGAAGUUCCAAACGAGAGAGACGGUGAACAUGCCAGAAACUUGCAAUGUGAAAGCUUUGGGGGAAAAACAUUUUUUUUUUUUCCUUUGGUCAAGUAUGAGGCUAAAUAAAGCCUUUGAUGCACAAAACAGGACUGCCAAAGUGUGGACAGUUGGACCUUUGACCAUGAAUUUGUGGUCACAUACGUCAGCCAUUCACAUAGUGAUAACAUUGACUAAAAAAGAGUUUUGUGAAAGUGUCAUGUGUGAUGGCUGUGUAGACAUAAACUAAAGAAGAACCCUGUAAAUACGCCCUCCCCAUUUCUGACUUCUAAAGUGCUUGUAUAGCUUUUCUCUGCGGCUUUAAACUGACAGUGCCCAGCUGCUUACUGGAUCUCUUGAUCUGAGAAGCAUUUGUUAGGAUGGAUCUCAAGCAGUAGUCUGUCAGGGUUUGUAUUUGUAUUCUCUGCAAUUUUACUGUGAACAUUGGUUUUUUCAACAAUUGGUGUCAUUUUCUUGAUGUCACUGUUUGUUGGAGUUAAGUAGUCUCUUCCUCUCUUUGUAUCUCGCCUGUGUUUACCCAGGGCACCCUUCAUCCCGAGAGGUGCUAGAGCGUCUGCCAUUACACUAGAGCAGCGCAACUGUCAGGAGGACACCACACAGAUUGUGAAAUAGUCCUCAAGUUAUUUGAUGACUUUACACCUCAGUAUUGGUCCCAGAAUUUUCUGGCCUUUCAUGGCAAUGAAAAUUUUAAGAAAGAGAUUUAAAAUAUUUUAAUUUUAAAGAGUGUGUUAUAAAAUAAUGUACUAAAUUCUUUAUUCCAUUCUAUCAUCUUUUUUCAGUUUAUAUUAAUCUACUGUAUCAAUAAAAUUAUGUAAUUUGAAUGGGCUUUUAAUAGUCUAGAAUGUUAUUGUGUAUAGAUAUUACUUCUUGAACAUUAUGAUCAGAAAAUGCAAAUUAUUACACUAUAAUAUAAAAUCUGAUAUAUACACAUUAGAAAAGUUCUCGUUCUCCAUAACCAUGUAAAGUUAAUCACAAACAAAAAUUUUAUUGAUGCAGUGUAUCUUUAUAAAUCUGUUCUUGAAAGCCAAGUGUUUUGUAUUUUAUAGUGAGUUGCAUGUUCAUGAAAAAAAUUGCUAAUCAUGAGAUGUGCUUUUUCUGUAAAUUCAUACUUAGCCAUAGUAUAUGAUAGAUGACCCCUUAACAUAGUUUUUCAUCAAGAGUUUAUAAUUGUACUUUAUUUUGGAGCCAAAAAAUUGUUUUGGGGGGUGGGAGGGUGGCAGUGAUAUAUCUAGUUUGGGCUGACACUGUAGGUGUCGCACUCUCAUAAACAGUGAGUCCCACUGCAUCCAGAGCAGGAGAAAUGGACAUUUGCCUGGGUCUAUCUUAGAGAUCUGUUCUGUUGUCGUUUAUACCUGCAAAGUCUAAAGAUGACUAUUGAGGCAGCAUCCUUUAUAUAGUUGUAUGAACUGUACUUUGAAUGGAAAUGUAUUGGUUACCACCUUGUGCUCACCAGAAUCAACUCCAGAUUUAUGGGUGCAGGUUGUUUUUGCACAGUUGUUAAUAACAGCAAAGGAAAUCCCAUUCUAAGUUACCAAGCUUAUUAUGUCAAAUACAGAGCAUUUUCAUAUAGUACACCUUUAUGUUUAAGGUAUGUUUCCAAAAUUGGCUAUAAUAGAUUGGGGAUGCAAUAAAGAAGCGACUAUUUUAGAAAAUGACGUUUUGCUAUUUUCCAGUAUGAAUAUUUUCCAAAUGAUGUGAUUAUUUUUUUUUAAAUAUUUCCUCAUGUUUAUGAAACACUUUAUUUUUAAAAAGGUGUUUGAAUUGUGUCUUAAUCUUUCAGUGUUGACCUUCUCUUCCCAACAGUGCUGACAACACCAAUGGCGAAGGGAGGCUGCUGUCUAUCAGGGCAGCCAACAUUGGGUUACAAUACUUUGGAUUUUAAAUGUUUCAUUAGCUCGGCUCGCCAAACAAUGUUGUUUCAAUUUCAACAGUACAAAAGCAUGUUUUUAAAUCUAUGGCAUAAAUAAUAAAGGAUAGCUUUGUAUUUUUGUCAUCAAAGUGCAUUGAAAAUAUCUAUGGAAAUAUAUCUUUUAAAGCCAUUUUAUAAAACAUACAAAAAUUAUUAUGGAGGAUUUUUAUUUGCAUGAUCAUCGUUCAUCAAAUUUCAUUGCACAUUAAUGUUGUGCAUCAGUUCAUGACAAAUCAUGGUCAUUGUAGAUUUCGUUUGUAUUCUUUGCCAAUAAGUCUGUAAUUUUUAACCUGUCUCUUUUUGGGAGGCUUAUGAUGUAAAAUUUUCAUUUUUGUGUAGAGAAAUAGGUGCAAUAAUAAUCAAAGUUUCUGUCAUGA
This is a messenger RNA of Cricetulus griseus (Chinese hamster), 6716 nucleotides long. The record is from RefSeq and is a predicted model, not a curated record. NCBI's taxonomy places the organism in Eukaryota, Metazoa, Chordata, Mammalia, Rodentia, Cricetidae.